Molossus molossus (Pallas's mastiff bat) is the source of this 1789-nucleotide messenger RNA. It is a transcript of the gene RARS2, whose product is annotated as arginyl-tRNA synthetase 2, mitochondrial. The coding region runs from base 30 to 1763 and encodes 577 amino acids. Gene Ontology annotation, cellular component: cytoplasm; mitochondrion. The transcript is spliced from 20 exons. The record is from RefSeq and is a predicted model, not a curated record. Gene Ontology annotation, biological process: mitochondrial translation; arginyl-tRNA aminoacylation. Gene Ontology annotation, molecular function: ATP binding; arginine-tRNA ligase activity. NCBI's taxonomy places the organism in Eukaryota, Metazoa, Chordata, Mammalia, Chiroptera, Molossidae.
CGGCCAGGACGCGCUUCGUGGAGGCGGACAUGGCGUGCGGCUUCCGCAGGUCCAUCGCCUGUCAGCUUUCCAGAAUAUUGGAUCUUCCACCAGAAAACUUGAUCAAGUCAAUAUCUGCAGUUCCAAUUUCCAGAAAAGAAGAAUUAGCUGAUUUUCAGCUUUCUGUGGAUUCUCUAUUGGAGAACAGUGACCAUUCAAGACCAGAUAUUCAAGUUCAAGCCAUACGACUGGCGGAGAAGCUAAAAUGUGAUACAGUGGUGAGUGAAAUCAGCACUGGUCAGGGGACUAUAAAUUUCAAAAUAAACAGAGAACUAUUAACAAAGACAGUGCUAAAACAGGUAAUGGAAGAUGGUUCAAAAUAUGGAUUAAAAAGUGAGCUUUUCUCUGAUCUUCCCCAGAAGAAGAUUGUGGUUGAAUUCAGUUCACCUAAUAUUGCCAAAAAAUUUCACGUUGGACAUUUGCGUUCUACCAUCAUAGGAAAUUUCAUAGCAAAUCUCAAAGAAGCUUUAGGACAUCAAGUAACCAGAAUAAAUUACCUUGGAGAUUGGGGUAUGCAGUUUGGUCUUCUGGGAACUGGCUACCAACUCUUUGGCUAUGAAGAAAAACUCCAGUCCAAUCCUUUGCAGCAUCUGUUUGAAGUUUAUGUACAAGUUAAUAAAGAAGCAACAGAAGAUAAGAGUGUAGCAAAAUCAGCACAUGAAUUCUUCCAGCGAUUAGAACUCGGUGACAUGCAGGCACUUGCACUAUGGCAGAAAUUUCGGGACUUGAGCGUAGAAGAGUACAUUCGGAUUUACAAGCGUUUAGGAGUACACUUUGAUGAAUACUCAGGAGAAUCAUUUUAUCGUGAAAAAUCUCAAGAAGUCUUAAAGUUGCUGGACAGUAAAGGACUCCUGCAGAAAACAAUAAAAGGAACAGCUGUAGUGGAUCUUUCUGGGAAUAGUGACCCCUCCUCAAUUUGUACUGUAAUGCGAAGUGAUGGGACUUCUCUCUAUGCAACCAGAGAUCUUGCAGCUGCUAUAGAUCGAAUGGACAAAUACAAUUUUGAUACAAUGAUUUAUGUGACAGAUAAAGGGCAAAAAAGGCAUUUUCAGCAAGUGUUCCAAAUACUGCAGAUCAUGGGAUAUGACUGGGCAAAAAGGUGCCAGCAUGUGCCCUUUGGAGUAGUAAAGGGAAUGAAGACUCGAAGAGGAGAUGUUACUUUCCUGGAAGAUGUCUUAAAUGAGAUACGAUUAAGGAUGCUACAGAAUAUGGCUUCCAUUAAGACUACCAAAGAACUAGAGAACCCACAAGAGACUGCGGAGAGGGUCGGGCUUGCAGCACUCAUUAUUCAGGACUUCAGAGGUUUACUCUUAUCUGACUAUCAAUUCAGCUGGGAUCGUGUUUUCCAGAGUCGUGGGGAUACAGGGGUCUUCCUACAGUACACGCACGCCCGCCUUCACAGUUUGGAAACGACUUUUGGAUGCGGUUAUCUAAAUGACUUCAACACUGCUUGUUUACAAGAGCCACAGUCUGUUUCAAUUCUCCAGCAUCUUCUCAGGUUCGACGAAGUGCUUUAUAGGUCAUCUGAGGACAUUCAACCCAGGCACAUUGUCAGUUACCUUCUAACUCUAAGUCAUCUUGCAGCUGUGGCACACAGAACACUGCCCAUAAAAGAGAGUCCUCCUGAAGUCGCCGGGGCCAGACUUCAUCUUUUCAGAGCUGUCCGUUCUGUCCUAGCCAACGGAAUGAAGCUUCUUGGAAUAACACCUGUAUGUAGGAUGUAAUUUCUAAUUAAAAUGGCUUUUUAAAU